Podospora bellae-mahoneyi is the source of this 2323-nucleotide messenger RNA. RefSeq lists its product as uncharacterized. Bases 716 to 1969 code for a protein of 417 amino acids. The record is from RefSeq and is a predicted model, not a curated record. The transcript is spliced from 4 exons. Lineage: Eukaryota; Fungi; Ascomycota; Sordariomycetes; Sordariales; Podosporaceae.
CUGCCAGUGUUCUCCCGUGAAUGCAUGUGCUCACUUAUCCUCAACCCAUCGACUGACUUUUCGAUUUCGUGGAGAUCUGCCGGCCUGCUAUGGACCAUGGCAUCCAUCACAGUUACCGGUCAUGUCAAACAGCGGGUUGCUCUGUAGAAUACCACAUGCAUUGGGCUGACCACUGUGGCUGUUGUUGAAAAGGUAGGCUUGCCCUGCAGACUCUGUUGACCUGAGAGCAUCAGUGAUAUUCUCCUAGGCCCACACCUGUAUAUUCACUUGACGCUCGUCGGCCCUGCACAACACAAUUCACUUGAACCACUCUAUAUCCAUUAUAAAGCAGUCUCUCCGCAGCCUCUCUCCCCGCAAAAAUUUCUUUCCUCCCUCCACCAACAUCCCCGGCUUGUCUGACAGUCUUCCCAACACCCGCUCACCCAAGUCCAGUCUCCCACUUCACAUCUCCUACAACCAUCACUGUCGCCAUCAACAGUUCUUGCAAGCAGAGCCAGCUACUAGGAACUUCAAGGGUCUCGUUCAGAUUCAUUCCGCGCUUCCCUAUCAAAGCUACGAGUCGUAACCAAAGAUCUGACGGCCGCGUCGACAACAUCCAGUAACAAGCCUUCAUAGCGCAAAAAUCCCAGGCCGGCUUUGUCGACCACCAUCGAACCCUUCGUCACGCGAGAUCCCACAGGUCUCCAGUCCGGAAGCAUUUCUUCGUGCAAUCCCGAUGCCUCAUGGUCUCGCCAAGAAUAUGGUUGCCAACGCUGAGAUGGAGUGGGCUCGUAAUGAGGCGGCCAUGGCCCAAGCCAGGCUGGAGCUCAGAGAGGCCGAGGAACGUCAGGCCAAGCUCGAAUACGACCUCAACACCUGGCCCGAUACCACUCAGGCCCACGAGGGCUGGCUUCCGGUGGCUGUUAACGAGAUUGAGCGCGGAAACCAGUACAUCCUACGGCUUCAGCAUCAACUGUCCAGUGCGGAGGCUAGCCUUGAUGUGGAGCUCCGGCGCAGCGCGCUUUUGAACCUGGAGCUCGAGGUCUUCAGAACCAAGCUUGAGGCCUCCGAGGUCGAUAAAGAGACCGCCUCGACCACCUGCAAUGGUGAAGUGGCUCGGUUGAAGGGCCAAUUGGCCAAGGUGAAAGGCGAGAAGGACGCUGCGCUCCAGAAGGCCGCUGAGAGCGACAAGGCUCUCCAGACCGGAUGUGCCAACUUCACCAGGAAGUAUAACGAGGUGGCGAAGGAGAGGGACACCUUGAAGAAGGAAAAGGAGGCCGCACUCGAGAAGGUCGCCCAGAGCGAGAAGGCGUACCAGAAUGGACGCGCCGGUGCUAUCAAGCGGUACAACGAGGUGUGCAAGGAGAGAGACGAGGCCAGAGAGGCGCUCAAGACCUCCAAUACCGGCAACCUCAACCAGGAGAUUGCCCAGCUGAAGAAGGAGAGAGACGCGGCUCUCGCCGAGGUCGCCAGCUUGGAGAAGAGACUCGAGACCAGCAAAGCCAACUUCAACCGCAAAUACGCCGAAGUACAGAAGGAGAGGAAUGCGGCCCUCGCCGAGGUCGCCAGCUUGGAGAAGAAACUUGAGACCAGAAAAGCCAAAUUCACCCGCAAGUACGCUGAAGUACAGAAGGAGAGGAAUGAGGCCCUCGCUGAGGUUGCCAGCCUGGAGAGAAGACUCGAGACCAGCAAAGCCAACUUCACCUGCAAGUACGCCGAAGUGCAGAAGGAGAGGGAUACGGCCGUUGCGCAGGCUUCCAAGACCAAGGAGGAGUUGGACCGCGGUUUUGCUAAGUUCACCAAGCUUUACAAUGAGGUACAGGCACAGAGGGAUCAGGCCAUCAAUGAGAGAGACACCGUCAAGGAUGAGGUGGCCAAGGUCAUAGACGACAUGAACGAAAAUAUGGACGCGAUGAACGUUCAGCAUGCCGACCACGUCAAGCAGGAAAAACCUCAUUACGACUGGGAGACCGAUGUUUCCUUUCACUGAGGAUAGCUUCACUGCGGUGUACGUCUUACUCUCAUUUGACACCGCGCCAAUUUCAUACUAGGUACAUCGGGAACCCAUCAGACUUUGGCACCUUGCUUUGGCCCGGAGACACUCAUCAUUUACCUUCGUUGCCUAGAUAGAGCUGAAAUUCUCUUCCCUAAAGAUGGUUGAGGACAUUGCUUUCCCAACAAUUGGGAGUUCUUUUAGUCUAGUCAGCUUAGUUUUAGUAGUGGUGUAGGUGUAUUACUUUUUACAGUCAUGUUUCCUUGCUGUUGUGUAUGUGUCCAGCUCAUAAUCUUGUCUCCUCGUCAUUGGAGAUACAUUGUUUCGAUCUCUUCAAUAUCUUGCAUGGGC